This is a messenger RNA of Ascochyta rabiei, 993 nucleotides long. RefSeq names its product D-xylose reductase. The record is from RefSeq and is a predicted model, not a curated record. Gene Ontology annotation, cellular component: cytosol. The transcript is spliced from 4 exons. Bases 1 to 993 code for a protein of 330 amino acids. Lineage: Eukaryota; Fungi; Ascomycota; Dothideomycetes; Pleosporales; Didymellaceae. Gene Ontology annotation, molecular function: aldose reductase (NADPH) activity.
AUGGCAACAAGAUGCCUCAGGUUGGAUUCGGGCUGUGGAAGGUCGACAAUGCUACCUGUGCGGAUACGGUGUACAACGCCAUCAAGACUGGCUACCGACUGUUCGACGGAGCUUGUGGUACAUAGAAGGAACUGCGCCUUUACGGGAGUGAAGCUUUCGAACCAGAGGGACUACGGCAACGAGAAGGAAGCUGGAGAAGGUGUUGCGCGUGCCAUCAAGGAAGGUAUUGUGAAGCGCGAAGACCUGUUCAUUGUCUCCAAGCUCUGGCAGUCUUUCCACGACUACGACCAGGUUGAGCCCAUCACCAGGAAGCAGCUCGCUGACUGGGGCAUCGACUACUUUGAUCUCUGGGUCAUUCACUUCCCUGUAGCGUUGAAGUACGUUGCGCCUGAGACACGUUACCCACCUGGCUGGUUCUAUGACGACGCGUCAACCAAGAUCGAGCACAGUACCGCGAGGCUCGAGGACACAUGGAGAGCGAUGGAAGACGUGCAGAAGAAGGGUCUGGCAAAGAGUAUCGGCGUAUCCAACUACAACGGUGCGCUGCUGCUCGAUAUGUUCACCUACGCCAAAGUCAAGCCUGCAACACUGCAGAUCGAGCACCACCCCUACUACGUGCAGCCCAAUCUGCUCAAGCUCGCUGAGCAGCAUGGCAUCGCUGUUACCGCGUACUCGUCAUUCGGACCUCAGUCGUUCAUCGAGUGCGAUAUGAAGCUGGCUGCAGACACACCUCUGCUGUUUGACCACCCAGUCGUUACGAAGAUCGCUGAAGCACACGGCAAGACACCGGCGCAGGUACUCCUGCGUUGGUCGACACAGCGCGGUCUUUCCGUCAUCCCCAAGAGCAAUUCCCAGCACCGUCUGCAGCAGAACUUGGAUGUGACAAGCUUCGAUUUGAAAUCAGACGAAAUCCAGCAGAUCUCGGACCUGGACAAGAACCUGAAGUUCAACGUACCGACAAACUACGGCAUCCCCUGCUACGUCUUUGCAUAG